AAGAAUGUCGUUUACUGUGUUUCAUGAUUAGACAUCCCAUAUAACAAUAACUUCAGUGAUGGCAAAACGAUGAUAACAUUGCUAUGGCGCCAAUGUAGAACCAACCUAUGGAUUUCAAAUGUUUGAUCAAAUACUCUGUCCUUAUUAAAUAGUUUCUUCUUAUCGAUUAGCAUUCGUUAUUCUGUAGACCAGAAAUUCGUAAAAUUUUAAGCGAUUACUUACAAGGAUGAGUGCCGGUGAUUUUAUGUGCGACAAGCACUUUAAAUUAUUACUGAGUGAAAACAGAAAGAUUAGAAAACAAAACUUGGAUGAAUUGACAAAGAUCGUGAGUGACGAAAAGUUCAAAAUUUCCCCAGACUUUAUGUUGGCUAUUAAAACGUAUGUGUAUCCGUGCUUGAAUGAUAGUUCUGAAGCAUGCCGGGAAUCGGCCAUUAACCUAAUGAAGGUUUUAGUGUGCUUGAAGUGUGUAGAUGACAUUGCCCCAAUUAUUUUUACCGUACACAAGCGUAUGGGUAACAUAACAUUAUUAGAAAAUUCAGAAGAAAUUAGACUGUUGUACAUCCAGCUGUUAUGGGAUAUCACCAAAAAUAAUGGACACUUGAUUUUACCAUGUUUGGAUGAUGUGGUUAGUAUUUUGGUAAACGGCAUUGUGGAUCCAUGUCCUGCUGUUAAGAAAGAAAGUUGCUUGUGCGUAGUAGAAGUAGUUAAUGCUACCAAAACGCAUUUUCAUAUGGUAGCUGAAUCGCUUAUUGAACCUCUAUUAAAAACAACAAAUUUUCAUCAAUCAGCUGUUAGAUAUACAGCAAUCCAGUCUCUAAAUUAUGUCAUUAUGUACAGUAAUGGAAAACAAGUUCCAGAAGUAUGUACUGCUAUAAGCGAAAGACUUUUUGAUCAAAAUGUUAAUGUCCGUUUAGCUCUAUGUCGUGUUGUAACUAAUUGGAUGUUAAACCUACCUGAUAGGUAUUCAUAUUUUGCAAAACUUGUUCCUUUAAUUUUGACUGCUCAAGUUGACAACCAUCAGCCAAAUCGUGAAGAAGCUGAACGCCUCUGGGAUGAAAUUGGAAAUCAAUAUCUAAAUGAAAAUGAAGUAAAGUUCAAAGACAAAAUGGAUUUUUUACCUGAUAAUUUAGAUCAUUAUCCUCCGAAUGUCAAACGACCAAAUUUAGGUUGUCGUACCCUAGUUGCUCAAGAAGUAUUAAAGUUACUCCCUGUAAUAAUUCGUGAACUAGAUGAUUGGAAAGAAGAUAUAAGUAUUAAAUCAGGUCAACUAUUGUGUGUGGUUGCGUUGAAUGCCGAAAAUUCUAUAAUUCAGCAUUUAAAUCAAUUAUUAACUGCCAUGACUAAAUGUUGCAGACAACCAAAUCAUUCAGCAUCAACUCAUGUUCGUCAGGCUGCAGAAAUUAUGAGUUACUUCAUAUCACCAAGUGUUUAUUUGAAAUUAUUGUUACCUGCCAUAAGUGAUUCUGAACCACAUUCAGGUCAUAUGAACAUUUUAUCUGGAUUAUUAAAAAAUGUUCAAUCUGCUGAAUUAUCCAUACAUGUAGAAUCUAUAAUUACUAUAUUAGUAAAACCAGAAAUUUGUGAAAUACAUGACCCUUUAUUCAAAAAAUAUUUACUUCAAGUAAUCGAAUACAUAUUAGUUGCUUGUAAAUCAGAAUGCCAGAAAUUUUCUUAUGAUAUUUUUAAAAUCUACAUAACUGUUCAAACUACAACUAUGGAUGAAUUUGACAAUCAUUUAAUUUUUAAAGAAUUAAUUAAUAUGUGUGAACCAAAAACUAAGCAACAACUUUUCAAAAAACAUGGAGAAAAGUUAUUAAAUGAACUUAAUGAUAGUUGUGAUUCAUGGAUGGUGCAUUCACCUGGAAGAAAAGUUCUUGAUAAAAUUGCCACAGAUGCUGAAUAUGUGAUUUUAAAUUGUUAUGAAAUCUAUUUGCAAAUACUUACAAAAUGUUUAAACAACUUUGAAAAAGAUCCUAAAUUUCUUAUGAAAAUAUUAAUUAACAUAAAUACUUGUGUGAAUAAAGAUAUUUUCAUUGAUAAACAACUUUGGCAACUUCUUUCUGGUUUAGUGUUCCCCUUUUUAACAUGGCGACCUGGUAAAACUGCAGAAAGUUUAAGAGCUGCUUCGUGUUUUUGUGCACAAAGUAUAAUCAAUAAAUUAACAUGUUACAAUGAUAUAAUUUUACAACAAAUUUUUCCAUUAUUUUUGGCUCUCGCAGAUGACAAUCACAAUAAAACUCGUGAGUGUGCAUUAGAUUCCUUAUAUUCUAUAGUUAGUGCUGCCAAGAAGUCAAAUAAUAUAGAUGGAGAUAUAAUAAACAAUAUUACUAGAGUUGCUCUAGCUCGUUUAAAUGAUAAUCCGGGAAAUACUCGCUUCAAAGCCAUAAACUUGCUCAAAGUUACAUACAUAAAACCUCUUCCUGAAGAUUAUUUAUUACAUUACGAAGCUCACAUUACUCAAUUGUACAAAACCCUAGUAAUAUUUUUGGAUGAUGAGAAUAUACAAAAAUGUAUAUUAGAUUUAUUAAAAGAACUUUCUUGGAUGAAACCUGAUAUUCUUGCUAAACAUGUCAAUGUUAAUGUUUUUUCACAGAAACAUUAUGCUCAAAACUUGAUGGAUUAUUUGUCUAAUGAAUUAAGUCAAAUUUUACUGGACACAUAAAUACAAAAAUAAUGAUAUCAACAAUUAUAUGUAUUCUUAACAAAGUAAAACCAAUAACAAAAGUAUCUUUUUAAAUUGUAUUAAGUUUUAAGUAAAAUUAUUUAAUUAAAUACAUUUAUAAAUAAAA
Messenger RNA from Sipha flava (yellow sugarcane aphid), 2789 nucleotides. RefSeq names its product dynein assembly factor 5, axonemal (gene Dnaaf5). The coding region runs from base 227 to 2662 and encodes 811 amino acids. The transcript has 12 exons. Gene Ontology annotation, biological process: cilium movement; outer dynein arm assembly; inner dynein arm assembly. The record is from RefSeq and is a predicted model, not a curated record. Gene Ontology annotation, molecular function: dynein intermediate chain binding. NCBI's taxonomy places the organism in Eukaryota, Metazoa, Arthropoda, Insecta, Hemiptera, Aphididae. Gene Ontology annotation, cellular component: cytoplasm.